Messenger RNA from Ceutorhynchus assimilis (cabbage seed weevil), 1638 nucleotides. NCBI's taxonomy places the organism in Eukaryota, Metazoa, Arthropoda, Insecta, Coleoptera, Curculionidae. The record is from the annotation of a GenBank genome assembly.
AUGCAGUGUCCAGAUUCCUGCAACUCUCAACAAUCAGCCACUGGUGCACGGAGUCGACCUCAAUCCCGCCAAGAAAAUACAUCUCGGUUUGGUUAUCAACAAGCUCAAUCUCCGUAUGGCCAAAGUGGUCCAUCAAGACAACCUGGAUAUGGUUAUCAAGCACAAUCCCAACCAAGACAGCCUGGGUUUGGUUAUCGACCACAGUCCCAACCUAGUCAAGCAAUGAGACAACCUGGAUUUGGAUAUCAACCACCUGGACAAUCCGGGUUUGAAGCUGUAUCCCAACAACCACCACCAAAGCCAACUGAACAAGCUGCUAAACCAGAAGAAAAGAAAAAGAAAGGUUUAGGAUUCCAACUGCCCCCUUUGAGUAUUGUGGGUGCGAAAAAGGAAAUCAAUUUUGACGAAAUAAGAAAAAAAGUGGUAAGACAAGGAGGUCCAGCGGGCGAAGACAAAAAACAAAUGGCCAAAAUAUUGAAGCACUUGAAAGAUAGCAAAUCGCCAAUAUUGAUCCACGAAUUUGUGAGUUUAAUAGCCAAAUAUACCUCCGAUAAUGGAGAAAUAAUGAGACAAGUCAUGGAAGAAGAUUUGGCACAAUUUCGUAAAAUGGUGACUAAAGUUUACGAGAAUAUGACUCAAGACGUCAGCGAUGUUUUGGUAAACGAGCAAAUACAAACCGUAAACUUCUACAAAGAACGUCACGAUAUGUUCAACAGCAAAAUGCUGUGGAUGGUAGGCGAAAUAUUCCAAAUGAUUCCAGACUUUGAUUUCGAAAAAUAUGAAAAAGAAAAGGAUGUAUUUUUAAAAUAUGUUUACCCUCUUCCAAAAUUAACUGUAAGAGAUGCCGAAGAUAUGGAGUUGCAAAGGCGACAAGAGGCAUUCCAUAGGCUCCAAUGGUUGAAGAUCGAAGAAGGACGUUUGGCCGAGGAAAAUAAAAGGCUAGAGAUGAGACUUGAAGAACUUAAAAUUCAACACGCUAGAGAACAAACUCAAUCGAACAUGAAGAGCCACAUUAUGGAAGACAGGUUGCAGGAAUUGGAGAAUGAAGAACAACAAAAGGAAAAACAACUGAAGGAACUUGAACAUUUGCUUGGAAAGAACAUAGUAAGAACCGAAGCUUUUAUACGAUUAGAAGAAGAUGAGGCUACAAGAAUGUCCAAAGUACACCCAGAAGAAAUAAGACAAUGUAAUCAAUUCAAUUUUAUUUCCAGUGAUAAUUUCUCACGUUUUCAGCUUCCAAAAUUCGUCACGAAAAAUCCAACUGGUCUGCUCGUACCGCUGCUGCAAUGGAACAAGAAGCUGCCCAUCAACUACAUGUUGCUGAAAGCAGUAGGGCGGACGAAAGGAAGCGAUCCAGAAAAAGGGACCGGGAGCCCUUCAAAAAUUCUAGUGUGUUUGGUGGGGCUUUACAAAGUGACGAUUUGGCCGAUUUGGCUACAGCCAGCAAUUUACAAGAGAAAACCAUUCGAGAAACCACAACGACUGUGCAGGAAAGACGACCGAAAAGUCCUCGUUCCAGAAUGUGUCCUAGACAAUGUCAAUGAUGAAAUUGUGUUAAUUAUUAUUAGGGAGCGGUAUAUGGAAAAGCUCACGCAUUAUUUUGUAGAAAUUAAUAAAAAAAUUAUGUAUAGAAAUUAA